Messenger RNA from Volvox carteri f. nagariensis, 1881 nucleotides. RefSeq lists its product as uncharacterized. Lineage: Eukaryota; Viridiplantae; Chlorophyta; Chlorophyceae; Chlamydomonadales; Volvocaceae. The coding region runs from base 1 to 1881 and encodes 626 amino acids. The transcript has 4 exons. The record is from RefSeq and is a predicted model, not a curated record.
AUGAAGGUGGGGCUGGGAGGGCUAUUAGUCUCAACAGCAGGCACGGCGGCGGGGGGAAUUAGCAACGGAGUAGCAGCGGCAGCGACGAAGAGCCGCUACGGCAGCUUCAUCGCUGGCGUGAAUACCGCCGGCCAGGGGAUAGUAAUUAUGCAGAUUGACGAUGUCGUCCUCGGCAGGCUGGAGAGCAGCCACGCGUUCGGCCACCGCGUGACGUUCGCCAACGUGGAUGCAGCUUCCCUGCCGCCUUUCAUAACUUCUCGUUUCGCUGGGGUGACGGUGGGGCAGUUUAAAGUCUCCUCAGCGACGCGGAUUUCCGUGGAGCCCUCCUCCGCUGUCCCAAUGCUCUACAGCGCCAGGCUUCGGUUCCCCGUUUACGAUGUCGGCAGCGACAGGGCCCGCCCCGAAGACAAGCACGCGUCGGAUGGCAGCGCCCUCCUGCUCAUCCCACACGGCGGGAUGUUCCGGGGCGGGCCGUUCCGCAAGUUUAAGGCGUGGGUCGCGUGCGGCAACGGUGACAGUCCCGACGCCGGACGCGUGGAGCUCGCCAUCAGGGAAUCCGCUCCCGACGACUUCGUCGCUCAGCUACAAGCAGCGGCCGAUAGCAGCACGCCCCUCUACGUGUAUGGUGCCAAGAUCAGCCCCUCCAAUAGCAAAGCUUAUAUGAAUAGCGUCUUCCUCAGCGGCUCGCUUGUAGCAGCAGCGAGUGCCCCCGGCAAACGCCCUCCCAAACGAGUGCACACCUUCCAGGCGGCUGUUCAGCGAACUACCGCAGCCACCGUGCCCGCCGACACGACUGAUAUGGUAUUGGCUUGGGAGCAGCGUAGCCGCAGUGCCCUUGUUUUACCGUCGGAUGGUCCACACGCCUCGGCCACCCUGUCACCCAACCCCACUUCUGUCACUGUAGUCGGCUCACUACCGGUCCUCCCGCUCGUCCUCACAAUCGGCAGCCGCAGUUAUCCGGUGUGCACCGACAGCAUCGCCGUCAUGCAACAGUUGCCAAACUACGACGAGUUCUUCGGCAGCGCCAGCUUCGCAGACGAUAAUGAUCGUAUGGCGUACGCUGCUUACGACUCGUUCACCGUCACCGGUACCAUCACCACCAAGACAGAAGGGCUGGGUGCAUUCCGUGCACUUGUGGGUUCGACUCCCACACAAGUUGGCGGCGUCCCUCGCAUCUACACUGCGGGCCCCACCAAAUUCGCCACAAAAAUUGCCUGCAUCUCAGAGCAGGCAACCGCCGCGUAUGAUAUGGAAGUAGCGAUGAUGGCCAUGCCCACGCCUUACGUCCAACUCUGGAAACAGGCAGCGCAGCAGCGGCAACCACUCUAUUCAAUAAACGGCCGAAUCACACAAAAAGACAAGUGGCAGCCAGUCGUAUGGCUCGGUGGAGUCUUGGUUACAGCGGCAUAUCCCAGCAAGGUCGUACGUCGAUGGGUAGACCUGGCGUCGGCAGCAAUCGACGAUCAGCAACUGCCGCAAUCAGUAACUACAACAGCCAGCACAGGCCCAUCUACCUACACCCAUCCCGUAUUGGCAUGGGAACGCCGGAAUGCUACAGCCGUGGUACUACCUGCCGACGGUACACACAAAGACAUGCGACUACAACCUAACCUGAUGUUAGAAGUUAGUGUAGACCAACAGCCGGUAAUCCCCCUCGUAUUGCAUCGAGGGGACAAUACCGCCACGUAUCCAGUCUGUGCGUCCGAAUUAGCCGUACUACAGCAACUACCAGGUUUCCAGGACUUCUUCGCGGACCAGGACUUCGCGACGACGGAGAGUCGACAACAAUACGUCACAGAAGAACAGUGGACGCUCCACUGCGACGUAAAGACGACAACACACGGACGCACCACCUUCGUGACGGACAUCCGCCCCAUCUGA